This is a messenger RNA of Oryza brachyantha (malo sina), 4060 nucleotides long. RefSeq names its product starch synthase 3, chloroplastic/amyloplastic-like. The record is from RefSeq and is a predicted model, not a curated record. Gene Ontology annotation, molecular function: alpha-1,4-glucan glucosyltransferase (UDP-glucose donor) activity; starch binding. The transcript has 16 exons. Bases 255 to 3920 code for a protein of 1221 amino acids. NCBI's taxonomy places the organism in Eukaryota, Viridiplantae, Streptophyta, Magnoliopsida, Poales, Poaceae.
CUCCUCGCCGCAGGGAAAAGAAAAGAUAAACGAAAAAAAGAUCGCGAAAAUUUGCCACACAAUCGCGCACGGGAAAGCACGGGGGAGGCUUUGCAGCGGCGGACAGCACAGCUGCGCAUUUCGAUGCGAGUUUUUGGAAACUAGAAAAGAAAAGAGAAAAAAAAAAGGAAAGGGAGUCAGCUCCGAGGAGGGAGAGGUGGAGGUGGAGGAGAGGGGAUCGGGGGUGGAGGGGAGUGAGGUUUUGUCCGCUGGCAAUGGAGAUGGCGCAUAGCCCGCUCUGCUCCCGGAGCCGGCCGGUGCUCGUCGUCCGCCCGACGACGGCCCCCGCCGCCGCCGCCGCCGCCGUCACUGGCUUCGUGCAGCCGAUCAUAAGGUGCAGCAGAUUUACAAGGAGCAGGCCUCUUCGAUGCACGGUGGCAAGUUCAGAUUAUUCUAAGAGAAAUCCAAGGCGAGCAUCAACUCCGAAGCCUAAAGGUGCUGCCUCUAGAACAUUUGCUCCGAGACCCACUAUUGAAUCCAGUUUGAAGAAGAUUGAACAAAGCAGCACUGAUGAAGGUGAUCUUGGCAGAAGCAAUGGGAAGCUCAGUAGUGAAGCAACAGGGCCAAAACGUGCUGUAGAAGAAUCAUCGGAGGUGGACUUCUCUGGAAAUGUGUCGAGCAGUGCAUCCUUGGAGAGAGUGGAUGAUGCUUUUGAAGCUGAGACGGAAGAAGAGGUCGAGCAAAAUCUAGAACUGUCUUCUGAAUCCAUGGAUGAUGAUGAUGCAAUUGACAGAAAACUUGAUGAAUACCGUGGUAAAAUAAGUGCACUAAUAAGUUCGAAACCUGAACCUACAUCAGUUUCUAGCACUCAUGUACAGGACAUAUCAAUUGUUGGUUUUCAUGAACAAGAAAAUUCUGUAGUUAGUUUCCAUGAGCAAGAUAGAUCAAUUGUCCCUGUUCCUGAACAAAGCCAGUCAAGUGGUGGUGUCACUGGAGAAAAUCUAAUGGAAGAGAAAACCAUAACUAGUGGACAAGAUGUCAGUGAAGAAGCACCAGAAGAGAUAACCAGCAAGAGUAUUGAUGGUGAACAAUUAAGUAGAGAACCUGAGAAAGCUCUCCUUGCUGAUGACGAGUCUAGGAUAAUCAAGGAUGAACAGUAUGAACACAACAUGCCAGUACAGGACGUUGUCGAUCCACAAGUGCUGAUGAGGCAGCUUGAAGAGCUAGCUGAGAAAAAAUAUUCAGCUGGGAAUAAGUGUUUUGUUUUUCCUGAAGUAGUAAAGGCUGAUUCAGUCGUUGAUCUUUACUUGAACCGUAGCAUGUCAGCCUUAGCCAAUGAGUCCGAUAUUCUUAUCAAAGGGGCAUGCAAUGGUUGGAGAUGGAAUGCUUUUACUGAAAAAUUACACAAAAGUAAAUUAAGAGGGGAUUGGUGGUGUUGCAAACUCCAUAUACCCAAGCAGGCCUACAGAUUAGAUUUUGUGUUCUUUAAUGGUGAUACCAUCUACGAAAAUAACAAUUAUAAUGAUUUCAUCCUGCAAAUAGAGAGUGACAUGGAUGAACACUCAUUUGAGGACUUUUUGGUUGAAGAAAAGCAAAGAGAACUUGAAAGGCUUGCUGCCGAAGAGGCUGAAAGGAGAAGACAGGCUGAAGAGGAGCGACGUAAGGAGGAGGAGAGGGCUGCAAUGGAGGCUGACAGGGCACAAGCAAAUGCUGAGGUCGAGAAGACCAGGAAUAAGUUGCAAAAUGUGUUAAAUUCAGCCAACAAAUAUGCUGAUAAUCUAUGGUAUAUAGAGCCUCAUACAUACAAAGCAGGGGACCGGGUCAAAUUGUUCUACAACAGAAGCUCAAGACCGCUAAUGCAUAACACUGAGAUUUGGAUGCAUGGGGGUUACAACAACUGGAGUGAUGGGCUCUCUAUUUCUGAGAAGUUAGUCAAAUCAUAUGAUAAAGAUGGUGAUUGGUGGUACGCGGAUGUUACUCUACCUCAAAAGGCAUUGGUUUUAGACUGGGUUUUUGCUGAUGGGCCACCUGGCAAUGCGAAGAAUUAUGAUAACAAUGGGCGGCAGGAUUUCCAUGCUGUUGUUCCAAAUAACAUAUCAGAGGACCUGUUAUGGGUGGAAGAAGAGCACACGAUAUUUAGAAGGCUCCAGAAAGAAAGAAAAGAGAGGGAGGAUGCUGAUCAAAGAAAGGCUGAGAUAACUGCAAAAAUGAAGGCUGAGAUGAAGGAAAAAACUAUGAGAGAGUUUCUUCUCUCGCAGAAACACAUUGUGUACACUGAGCCUCUUGAGGUACAUGCAGGAACCACUGUGGAUGUUCUAUACAAUCCUUCUAACACGGUGCUGAAUGGAAAGCCAGAGGUUUGGUUCAGAUGCUCCUUUAAUCGUUGGACUCAUCCAAGUGGUCCUUUGCCACCACAGAAGAUGGUGAAUGCAGAGAAUGGUUCACACUUAAGAGCAACAGUUAGGGUUCCUUUGGAUGCAUAUAUGAUGGACUUUGUUUUCUCUGAGUCGGAAGAAGGUGGAAUAUAUGACAACAGGAAUGGCAUGGACUAUCAUAUUCCUGUGUCUGAUUCCAUUGCAAAAGAACCUCCUAUGCAUAUUGUGCAUAUAGCAGUAGAGAUGGCUCCUAUUGCAAAGGUUGGGGGCCUUGGUGAUGUUGUUACGAGUCUUUCACGAGCAAUUCAAGAUUUAGGCCACAAUGUUGAGGUUAUUCUUCCUAAGUAUGACUGUUUAAACCUAACCAAUGUGAAGGAUUUACAUUACCGUCAAAGUUUUACUUGGGGUAAUACAGAGAUAAAAGUAUGGUUUGGAAAGGUUGAAGACAUCCCCGUUUACUUCCUGGAACCACAGAAUGGGAUGUUUUGGGUUGGAUGUGUCUAUGGAAGGAAUGACGAAGGUAGAUUUGGCUUCUUCUGCCAUUCCGCUUUGGAGUUUCUCCGUCAGAAUGGAUCUUCUCCAGAUAUCAUACAUUGUCAUGAUUGGUCAAGUGCUCCUGUUGCUUGGUUAUUCAAGGGACAGUAUGCUAAUAAUGAACUGUCAAAUGGACGGGUUGUAUUUACCAUCCACAACCUUGAAUUCGGUGCACAUCACAUUGGCAAAGCAAUGGCACAUUGUGAUAAGGCUACAACUGUUUCAUAUACAUAUUCAAGGGAAGUUUCAGGACAUGGUGCUAUUGCCCCUCACUAUUUUAAAUUCCAUGGCAUUCGUAAUGGAAUUGAUCCAGAUAUUUGGGAUCCAUAUAGUGACAAUUUUAUCCCGGUCCACUAUACCUCUGAGAAUGUUGUUGAGGGCAAGAGUGCUGCAAAGAAGGCAUUGCAGCAGAAGCUUGGACUACAGCAAACUGAUACCCCUGUUGUUGGAAUUAUCAGUCGCCUGACGGUCCAGAAGGGAAUUCACCUUAUCAAACAUGCAAUCCACCGAACUCUUGAACGCAAUGGACAGGUGGUUUUACUAGGCUCAGCUCCAGAUCAUCGCAUACAAGGUGACUUUACAAACUUAGCUAGUAAACUGCAUGGUGAAUUCCAUGGUCGUGUAAAGUUUUGUUUGACCUAUGAUGAGCCACUAUCCCAUUUGAUUUAUGCUGGUGCCGACUUCAUCCUUGUUCCUUCCAUGUUCGAACCCUGUGGUUUAACCCAACUUAUUGCUAUGCGUUACGGAUCUAUCCCAAUAGUUCGGAAAACUGGAGGCCUUUAUGACACAGUUUUUGACAUCGACGAUGACAAGGAUCGAGCUCGAGAACAAGGACUUGAGCCAAAUGGGUUCAGUUUCGAGGGAGCUGACAGCAAUGGAGUUGAUUACGCCCUUGACAGAGCGAUCACCACAUGGUACGAUGCCCGCGAUUUCUUUCACUCCCUCUGCAAGAGGGUCAUGGAGCAAGAUUGGACAUGGAACCGACCUGCUCUGGACUACAUGGAACUGUACCAUUCCGCUCGCAAAAACUGAGACCUUACUGGGGCCAAGAAUAGAUGGAUUUCAGGAAGUAGGUUUCCCCAGGUUGCUGGGACAUGACAGCAGCAUCCCAGUACAUACCCUUCUCUUGGUAGCAUUCUUUAGACAGAAAGAAAAAGGAGGAGAAUCAAAUC